UACAUAUUGCUUUUCUCCGUUUCCACAUGCUGAAAUUGUGUUUCUUCAUCUGUUUGAUAUACUGGGUGAAAUCAGAUGAGGAGAAAAAAUGUCCUGAAUUCACAGAUCUCAAUAUAGGCAAUGCUUUGACUGGGACAGAACUCCGAGUCCAGCUACUGCUAUACACAAGGGAAAAUGAAAAUUGUUCUGAGAGACUCAUUGAACAUAAUGUUACUGCGUCUGAGUACCUUGAUACCUCCAAGAAAAUUGUCUUUGUUAUUCACGGCUUCAGACCAACAGGAUCUCCACCGGCAUGGCUAGGUGACAUGAAGGAGCUUUUACUGUCUUCAGAGGAUAUUAAUCUCAUUAUAGUUGAUUGGAAUCGUGGUGCUACAACUGUGAAUUACAUAACUGCUGUUGAAAACUGCAGAAAAGUUGCAGAAAUACUGAAGAACUAUCUUGACCAGAUGCUGGUAGAUGGAGCUUCUCUUGAUGCUGUGUAUAUGAUUGGUGUUAGUCUUGGGGCUCAUAUAGCUGGUUUUGUCGGCCAGAAGUAUAAUGGCAAAAUUGGCAGAAUUACAGGUCUUGAUCCAGCAGGCCCUUCGUUCACUCGAGAACCACCAGAGAGGAGACUGGAUCAUACCGAUGCACAAUUUGUUGAUGUAAUCCAUUCAGAUACUGAUGCACUAGGUUUCAAGAAACCUUUAGGAACCAUUGAUUUCUAUCCAAAUGGAGGAAUGGAUCAGCCUGGUUGUCCACAAACAGUAUUCAGUGGACUUCGGUAUUUUAAGUGUGACCAUCAAAGAUCUGUCUUCCUCUUCUUAUCAUCUUUGAAAAGAAGAUGCGACAUAAUAACGUAUCCUUGUGACUCUUACUUGGAUUACAAGAGAGGAAAAUGUGUUGAUUGUGAAGCUUUCCAGCCAAUGUCCUGUCCAGUACUGGGUUAUUCUGCUGAUAGAUGGAAAAAACUGUUAAUCCCAAUGAGUUCACCAACAAAAGCUUAUUUUGAUACCUCGGAUCAAGACCCAUUCUGCAUGUAUAACUACUUACUGGAUAUUACUACCUGGAAUAAAAGCAUUAGGAGAGGUUUCAUUAAAGUUAAAAUAACAGAUUAUGCUGGAAACACAGUAGAAUCAGAGACGAAUAGUGAAGCUUCAACAUUUCAGCAAUAUAAAAGAGUCAAAAUACUAACUGGAUUUUACCAAGACCUUGACAAGAUAUCAAAAAUUUCCUUGACCUUUUCUACGAAGACAUUAAUAGGCCCAAAACACAAGCUUAGGAUUCUCCAGAUGAGGCUGAAAUCUCUUAAUAAUCCAGAAAGGCUGCAGCUGUGCAGAUAUGAUUUUGUACUGAUGGAGAACACUGAACUGACCUUCAAACCUAUCCCUUGCCCAGAGAGGGGUACAUGA
Nipponia nippon (crested ibis) is the source of this 1388-nucleotide messenger RNA. It is a transcript of the gene LIPI, whose product is annotated as lipase I. Gene Ontology annotation, molecular function: glycerophospholipase activity. The record is from RefSeq and is a predicted model, not a curated record. NCBI's taxonomy places the organism in Eukaryota, Metazoa, Chordata, Aves, Pelecaniformes, Threskiornithidae. Gene Ontology annotation, biological process: lipid catabolic process.